AUCACAAGCUGGUCUGUAGGUACAACCUGCACACUGUAGGUGGCGGCAAAGCAGCUCAUGGAUGAAAUGAAGCAGAUCCGCAGAAGAAGAAAGUGUCUCAUCGACGAGGAGACAUGGCGGAAACCAGUCUGGGUGCUUCUGGUGCACUGAAGACAAUCCUGCAAAGUGCAUCGGCGGGUUUUGCUUUCGGAGAAGUCGCAUUACUCGCCCUCGAGCCCUCGCUGACCACAGAUGGCGUCCUCCUGACCGCUGCGACUCUGGCCGCCGGACGAGUCGGCUCCACGGGCGCCGGGGUCGUGGCGGCGUGCCUCGCCUUCUCCUCCGUGCUCGUUUCCCUCGGCAGCGGCUUCCUCCUCGCCGCCGUGGUGAUGAAGCUGUUGACCAAAGGCGGAGCCACGGCGCUGGCGGAGGCCACGGCGGGGGUCUCCGUGGUGGCGGGGGCCGUCGCUACCGGACUAUUAGCCGGGAUCCUUCCGCCGUGGAUCUACAUCGGAGCUCAAGCCAUCCAGGUCCUUUUGGUGAUCUCAAACUCCAACAUUAACGACAUGACCACGGCUCUGGCCAUCAUCUUCAUCACGCUCUACCUCUGUGUCGUUUACGGGCGAAUGGGCGUGUUCUUUGGACUCUUCCUCACGGGGUUGACCAUAUCUGUGCUCUGCGCCCUCCGAAAGGCUCUGGCAGGCAGGAUGACGCCGAGACCAAAAUCCAAAACCCAGUGUAAACUUUUGGAGCGGAUCUUCUUCUACUCCGUCGUUGUGGGGAGCCUGGGCUUUUUAGUGGGCUUGGGUGCCGGUGAACCGGGAGAGGCGUCCGAAGCCGAGAUGGUCCUGAUGCUGCAGUCGGUCCUCUGGGUGGCGUUCGUGGCCGCGGGGCUGCUGGGCGCCGGCCUGGGGACGGUGGUCACGGUGGGGCUGGCGCCGGCGGCGGCUGGAAAGGUCACCGUUGGAGCUGCUGUGGUAUCGUCAGUCUCCCUGAGAGCCGUCGUGCGUUUGAGCGCUUCGUUGGGGACCCGAAGCGGCGUGGGGGGAAUGCUGGGAGCAGCCGCAGCCGCCGGCCUUUCCCUCGGCGCCGCCAGCGUGGCGGCGAAGAAGGCGUUCGGGGCUAGAAAUUGGACCGUGGCGGCUAUUGGCUCGGUCGCUCUCGGUGCGAUAGUGGCGAUGCGUGGCGGCGCGCUGGCGGCGACUCCCCCGACGACACCCGAACUGGUUUCCGUCAGCCUGGUCGCAGCGGGCUCGUUUCUUCUGGGGGCGCCCAGGAGCCCUUUCCACACGCAGGUCAAUCUGCAGGUGGGCCUCGUCGCGGGGCCCGAGCUGAUCCGAGGAGUCGGCAUGGAGACGCUCACGGCGGCGGCGGCGCCUUUCGGAGCCGGGGCGCUCGGGGCGGCGGCGUUGGCUACCGCGGCUCUGGGGAGGUUGGGCACUGGGGGAAUUGUGGCGGCUAUAUUGUUGGCUACGGGAAGUGUUCUCAGCGGCAUGAUAGGAAACUCUCAAACACCAACAACAAACGCACGCAGAGACUGAGGUCAAACGUCUGGACCCGAGGCCACAAUGUUUACGUGUGUGUGUGUGUGUGUUUACUUGUUGAUCAAACCUGGGAUGGAAAGCUUAUGGAAGCUUGAUGAAUAAAAUAAUUGAUUAAUGAAA
Molecule: messenger RNA, 1643 nt
Organism: Gasterosteus aculeatus aculeatus (three-spined stickleback)
Lineage: Eukaryota; Metazoa; Chordata; Actinopteri; Perciformes; Gasterosteidae
Source: RefSeq, a predicted model, not a curated record